Lagenorhynchus albirostris (white-beaked dolphin) is the source of this 2178-nucleotide messenger RNA. RefSeq names its product GDP-L-fucose synthase (gene GFUS). Lineage: Eukaryota; Metazoa; Chordata; Mammalia; Artiodactyla; Delphinidae. Gene Ontology annotation, biological process: nucleotide-sugar biosynthetic process. The transcript is spliced from 10 exons. The record is from RefSeq and is a predicted model, not a curated record. Bases 526 to 2091 code for a protein of 521 amino acids. Gene Ontology annotation, molecular function: GDP-L-fucose synthase activity.
UUUAAUGUAUUUAUUAAAGUAUAUUUUAUAUACUGCCCCCUCAGUGUCCCGAAUAUAGUAACAGAGUUGCAGUUGUUUCUCACAAAUGCAGUGUUUGCCCUAGGAAAGCACUGAGGAGUUGCAGCUUCUCCAUUUUUAGAACGGUGUUUGGUUCUGCCGCCUCUCCUCGGUCCACAGCUUGCGGGCUUUCGGAGAAGCGCAGCCUCUCCUCCUCUCCCACGCCCCCACGCUCUUCAGCAGGGGCUCGCGUCCAGCGCCAGGCUGGGUUAAGGGCGGGUCGGGGUCCGCCCAGAGGAGGAGGAGGAGGAGCCGGAAGAACUACAUUUCCCAGGCUGCUGCGCGGUUCCGGACUCCAUUUCCCAGCAACGCCCGGGGCGCCCCGCCAGGACUCCAUUUCCCAGAGUUCCGCGGGAGGGCCCGACCUGGUCCCGCUCCCUCCACCUAACCCCAACGCGUGGCAGGACUCUCAGCCGGCGCCUGAAGCCGCUCUCCGGGCAGGUCAGGUAAGACGCAGGUGCAGCCAACAUGGGUGAGCCCCAGGGGUCCAUGCGGAUCCUAGUGACUGGGGGCUCUGGGCUGGUGGGCAGAGCCAUCCAGAAGGUGGUAGCAGAUGGGGCCAGGCUGCCCGGAGAGGACUGGGUGUUUGUUUCUUCCAAGGAUGCUGAUCUUACGGACGCUGCACAGACCCGAGCGCUGUUUGAAAAAGUCCGGCCCACACAUGUCAUCCAUCUUGCUGCAAUGGUGGGGGGCCUGUUCCGGAAUAUCAAAUACAAUUUGGACUUCUGGCGGAAAAACAUACACAUCAACGACAACGUGCUGCACUCGGCCUUCGAGGUGGGGGCGCAAAAGGUGGUCUCCUGCCUGUCUACCUGCAUCUUCCCCGACAAGACCAGCUACCCUAUCGAUGAGACCAUGAUUCACAACGGACCCCCGCACAGCAGCAAUUUUGGCUACUCUUACGCCAAGAGGAUGAUCGACGUGCAGAACAGGGCCUACUUCCAGCAGCACGGCUGCACCUUCACCGCUGUCAUCCCCACCAAUGUCUUCGGGCCCCAUGACAACUUCAGCAUCGAGGACGGCCACGUGCUGCCUGGCCUCAUCCACAAGGUGCAUCUGGCCAAGAGUCGCAGCUCAGCCUUGACAGUGUGGGGCACAGGGAGGCCUCGGAGGCAGUUCAUCUACUCACUGUGGGUGAGGAGGAUGAGGUGUCCAUCCAGGAGGUGGCUGAGGCUGUGGUGGAGGCCAUGGACUUCCACGGGGAGGUCACCUUUGAUACAACCAAGUCGGAUGGGCAGUUUAAGAAGACGGCCAGUAAUGGCAAGCUGCGGGCCUACCUGCCCGACUUCCGGUUCACGCCCUUCAAGCAGGCCGUGCAGGAGACCUGUGCCUGGUUCACUGACAACUACGAGCAGGCCCGGAAGUGAAGUGUGCGGCGGGAGCGGGUGCUGCCCUCUCCCCGGCGCUCAGCCAGCAGAGCCCAGCGGCGGCCACUCAGAACCUGCCGGGGCUGAGGGCACUGCCCUCGUGGCGGCCGGCCCCUGCCCCAUGCCCUCUGCCGGGGCAGACCUGGCUGACUCUCCGGUGAGGCCACCGUUCACACCGUCCUCAGGGAAGCCAAGGCCUGGCCAGGCCCAGCACCCUGCUCCCCGACGCCAGUCGCAGAGCAUGUACACUUCUGAUCCCUGGGAGCCAAUAAAGUGCGUUUCCACAGGCCUGGCCCCGGCAGCUCUGUAUCAGCCCCCCAUCUCCCCCGCCCCAGCACUGCCUCCUGAGCCUGGCCAGCCCCCAAGAGCUGCUGGGCCACGGUGGCCAACUGUCCCUGGGGUAGAAAGGCAGCAGUGGCCGGAGACACGGAGAGGUGGGUGUGUGGGCACGUGGCAGGAGAGGCUGGACUGUCAGCCGGCGGGGACAAAGGGCAGGCACCUGCGGCAGUCCCCACCGGCUGCGGCGAGAGCCGAGCCUCUCCACGCACAGCCAGGUGCAGGCCUGGGUAACCUGCACUCCCCGGGCUUCCCCCCCAUCCCCAGGACUUUGGGGAAAGAGGCUGGGUCUGGGUUUGGACAGGCUGAGCAGGUACACAGAUGGAUCUGAGGAGAGCAGUGGAGAGCAGUUCAGGCCUGGCCCCUCAUCUCCCUAGCCUUCAGGUAGCAGCUUGGGUGCUGGGGCUUGGCCUGCCCU